AUGUGUCGAAAGAAGACAAUACUUGCAAUAAAGCUUACGGAACUUGUUAAUGAUAUCAAAUUGUACCUGAAAAAGCUCUAUGAAUUAAAUGAACAAUUCCCCGAAGAAUUUAUUAAAGGAAAAGAUAAAAUUGAUGAAAUUGAACAAGAUGCUCAGAAGAUAAUCGAAGCAAUCAGUCAGAUACGAAAUGCUUGGAAUGUUGAAGAUUAUGAAAAAAAUAUGGCAAUAAUUUGUGGAAUAUCAUAA
Molecule: messenger RNA, 246 nt
Organism: Loa loa (African eye worm)
Lineage: Eukaryota; Metazoa; Nematoda; Chromadorea; Rhabditida; Onchocercidae
Exons: 2
Coding region: 1-246 (81 amino acids)
Source: RefSeq, a predicted model, not a curated record